Molecule: messenger RNA, 2037 nt
Organism: Vitis riparia (riverbank grape)
Lineage: Eukaryota; Viridiplantae; Streptophyta; Magnoliopsida; Vitales; Vitaceae
Exons: 1
Coding region: 750-1694 (314 amino acids)
Cellular component (GO): membrane
Source: RefSeq, a predicted model, not a curated record
CUCUCUCUUUCUUUCUCUGGCACAUAUCAAGUGUGAGGAUUUGCUCCUCUCUCACUCUCUCUCUCUCAUUGUCUCCCCACCUUCCUCUUUGGUGCCCAUUUUCAGAGUCUUAUCUCUACAAUCCACCAAUCUCCACCCCAAAUCUAACCCCAUAUGCACCCUCUCCCACUUUUCCAUUCGGAUUCUUUCAUUUUCCCGGAAAAUGCAGGCCUCUUGAGCUUCAAUCUUCUAGGGCUUUGAGCUUCUUCCAUUGAUAAUAUGUAGCAGGAUUUUGAGGGUUUUGUCACAUGGGAUUUCUCAGAUUGGGAGGGUUCUCAGGUGUUUGAGUUGGAAUCUGAGGUUUGUUGUCUGGAUCAGGUAGCAUUAUUACUCUGCAUCGUAAACCCACAUCCCAGAAGAGCAGAAUCAGAAUCUAGGACCUGGGUUUUUGUGGGUUUAGGGUUUUGGGAUUAGGUUUAUGAUUUGUUUGAUGAAGGACUGAGAAUGCUGGAAAGAUUCCUAUUCGCGGGUCUUUAUUCUUUUUGAAGGAUUCCAAAGGUGUGUACAACGGUUACCAGCUUCAAAGCUGCUUUAAACUGUGAGAUAAGUAUCUUUUUCAAUGCGCAGUGAAGCUUCACACUGACUCUACUGCUUAAUUUUCCGGGUCUUUUUUUACCUAUUGUUUGUGUGUUGGAUCUGAAUUUUGCUGCAUAAUUCCGUGGUUUGAUUGAGUGACAUUGUGCUGAAUCUCAGUUUUAAGAAAAGCAUCGAUGGGGCUGGGGAUUUCUCCAAGUCUCUUGAUGCUUGUGGCUUUCUUCUGGUUGCCAUGGUUGUCAGAUGUCGGAGCUCAGUCUACUGGCUCUGCACGGGCCUUGGAUGCCCUCCUCCAAGACUACGCAUACCAGGCUUUUAAGGCUCUUAACAAGCCUAAAACCGGGAUCCCAUACGAUGGUGCUGUUCCCCUGAAUUUAACCGGAAUUGGCAUUUCUGCAUUGAGGUUGAGGAGUGGUAGUUUGAGAAGUAGAGGUGUUACGAUGUACAAAGAGUUUGAGAUUCCCAAAGGAGUUGUUGUUACCCCCUAUGUGGAGAGGCUAAUUUUUGUGUACCAAAACUUAGGCAACUUGUCUUCGGUGUAUUAUCCGUUACCUGGCUAUGCCUAUUUGGCUCCUGUAUUAGGUCUUCUUCCGUAUGAUGCUUCGAAUUUAUCAGCCACGAAUUUGUCAGAAUUGCAUAUCAAUGCAUCUGACAAACCGAUAUCAAUCAAGUUCCAGGGUGUGUCAUCAGUGCCUGCUGGUUCAGUUGCAAAGUGUGUUUGGUUUGAUUUGGAUGGUUUCCCUAAUUUUAGCAAUGCAGUGUCGGGAAACAUAUGUUCGACGGCACAGCAGGGUCAUUUUGGUAUUGUGGUUGAGUCCAAUGCACCAGCACCUUCCCCGUCACCAAGUGUUGUUCCUAGACCGAGUGGUGGAGAAAAGGGGGGAACUUCAAAGGUCUGGAUAAUUGUUGGUUCUGUGGUUGGUGGAUUGGCAUUGUUGGUUUUGUUGGCGUUCUUGGUAUUGUGGCUGCGGAAGUACAAGCGUAGGAAGAAAAUGCAGCAGAUGGAGAAGGCGGCAGAGGUGGGGGAAGCCUUGCGGAUGACCUCUGUUGGGAACACCAAAGCGCCAGCUGCAAUGGUGACCCGAACGCAACCCAUCAUUGAGAAUGAAUACAUGCCAUGACCUCCUCCUCCCUCCACCCAUUUGUACAAGUCCCACCACCAUUCAUUUUCAGGUUCAAUUCAUGCAAUUCAGAUAAUUUUUCCUAUCUCACACCUUUUUUUGUCGUGCUCUCUGCUGCCUGCCCUUGUUCUGUUUGUUCUUGUUAGGGUUUUAGCUAGUGGUUCUAGUGUGGGUAAUAUAGGAUUAUUGUGUAAAUAAUAAUCUGUUGUCACUCACAAAUCCCGUCCAUAGUUUCAUGAUUCAUUCUGGUUUGCAUGUAGUCUUGAAGUGAUUCCAUAUGUGAUUGAGUUCUUUAGCUGUCCCAUUGACAAUGAAUAAAAAGUUCUACUCAAGUUCUCCAUUC